Messenger RNA from Ceratotherium simum simum (southern white rhinoceros), 1828 nucleotides. The record is from RefSeq and is a predicted model, not a curated record. Lineage: Eukaryota; Metazoa; Chordata; Mammalia; Perissodactyla; Rhinocerotidae.
CUUCUCUAAUGGCGUCCGGAGCUGACAGGACAAUUCUGGAUCUGUUUCUCCUGAGGAGGCUACUCCACUGACAGUGAUGUAAAACUCUCCACUGCCUUCCCCGUCUCCAACCUCUGAUCUUCAGUGACAACACUGUCCUCAGGGAAGAUGAACCGGCUGUGCGACUCGAUGGAGCCGAGAGUGAUGGAUGACGACAUGCUUAAGCUGGCUGUGGGGGAGCAGGGCCCACAGGAUGAGGCUGGGCAGCUGGCCAAGCAGGAAGGUAUCCUCUUCAAGGAUGUCCUGUCCCUGCAGCUGGACUUCCAGAACAUCCUCCGCAUUGACAACCUCUGGCAGUUUGAGAACUUGAGGAAGCUGCAGCUGGACAAUAACCUCAUUGAGAGGAUCGAGGGCCUGGAGAACCUCACACACCUGGUCUGGCUGGACCUGUCCUUCAACAACAUCGAGGCCAUCGAGGGGCUGGACACACUGGUGAACCUGGAGGACCUGAGUUUGUUCAACAACCGGAUCGCCAAGAUCGACUCUCUGGAUGCCCUCGUCAAGCUGCAGGUGCUGUCGCUGGGCAAUAACCAGAUCGGCAACAUGAUGAACAUCAUCUACCUGCGGCGGUUCAAGGGCCUGCGGACACUCAGCCUCUCUGGGAACCCCAUCGCUGAGGCAGAGGAUUACAAGAUGUCCAUCUGUGCCCACCUUCCUGACCUCGUGUACCUGGACUUCCGGCGCAUCGACGACCGCAUGAAAGAGCUGGCGGAGAUUAAGCACCAGUACAGCAUCGACGAGCUGAAGCACCGGGAGAACCUGCUCCAGGCGCGGCUGCAGGAUGAGCAGGCCCGGCGGGAGGAGCUGGAGGAGCACAAGGCCGCAUUCGUCGAGCACCUGAACGGCUCCUUCCUGUUUGACAGCAUGUACGCUGAGGAUGUGGAGGGCAACAAGCUGGCCUACCUGCCUGGUGUCAGCGAGCUCCUCGAGGCCUACAAGGACAAAUUUGUCAUCAUCUGCCUGAACAUUUUCGAGUAUGGCCUGAAGCAGCAGGAGAAGCGGGCAGUGGAGCUCGACACCUUCCGUGAGUGUGUCCAGGAGGCCAUCCAGGAAAACCAGGAACAGGGCAAGCACAGGAUCGCCAAGUUCGAGGACAGGCACCUGCUGAGUUUAAGUGCCAUUCGAGAUGAGUCCGAGCCCACCAACAUCGAGAGGAAGAUAGCGGAAUACAGUGAGGAUAUCACUGAGCUGUUCAACGUGCUCAUGACACUGGAGAUGCAGUUGGUGGAGCAGCUGGAGGAGACUAUAAACAUGUUUGAAAGAAACAUCAGCGACCUGGUGGGACUUUUUAUCGAAAACGUCCAAAGCCUGAUGGCUCAGUGCCGCGACCUGGAGAACCACCACCACGAGAAGCUCCUGGAUAUCUCCAUCAACACUCUCGAGAAAAUAGCGAAGGGCGAGCUGGACACGGACCUGCCCGACGACGUGCACGCGACAUUAACCAGUCAUCUGACAUCAGGGCAUGGGGCUCUGGUUUCACCCCAGAUUCAUCAGGACGAGACCACGAGGAACCGCAAGCGUGUGAAGGAGAUCCAUCAGUACAUCGACCACGUGCAGAACGAACUGGACAACCUGGAGUGUGGUGAUGCUGUAGACUAGGGGCGUCUGCCCAGAAGGCUGCUUUUGAAAACACAGCACUCGCCCUGGCCAGGAAAGUGCACACGUCACUGACGGCCUCAGAAGAGCGUUCUUGGGGAUUUCUCAACCCAUGACCCCCAUUACACCAUGCUUCUCCAACCCCUGGAAAAACUUCCCAAUGUAGAGAAAAAUAAAGGACUUACGUCACCUU